Penicillium antarcticum is the source of this 486-nucleotide messenger RNA. Its product is annotated as putative Translationally-controlled tumor protein. The record is from RefSeq and is a predicted model, not a curated record. The transcript is spliced from 5 exons. Lineage: Eukaryota; Fungi; Ascomycota; Eurotiomycetes; Eurotiales; Aspergillaceae. Bases 1 to 486 code for a protein of 161 amino acids.
AUGGUUAAAUACAGGGAUAUCGUUUCCGGCGAAAUUCUAGCCACAGACGAGUUUAUCCUGAAGGACGUCAAUGGCGCUGUAUGGGAAAUCGACUGCAAAGAGAUUCUCGCGCAUAAAGCAGAGCGAUGGAAAGGGGUAUUCCCAGGUUCAAAGGGGAAAGUGUGGCUUGACUAUCUCUACCGGUUCGGUUUCCAACGCCUGCCCCACAGUGGUGAUGCACGUUUACUAGACUUGUCGAAUGCCGCUUCCGCUUGGGCCUCAUUGCAGAAAAUGAGAGACGACACACUCCCGGACAGUACGAUUGAAGAUAUGGAAAAUCGCUUCACAUAUUACUACAACAAAAUCUUCCUUGAUCCCUAUGCACAAUACAGUGAAUGGUAUGCUACGUCAUUCGAAUCCAUAUCACAGCCUAUCCUUGUCAGAGAGCGGGAAGAUGGUACGCCCUACGCCAUUUUGUGGCAACUCGCCAUAGUGAAGGAGUAUUAG